UUUAGGAUUUAAAUCUAAUCUAAUUAAAUUAGUAAUUUGUUUGUAUCUUAUUAACUAUCUUAGCCCUAGUUAGUAGUACUGUCUUCCUUCAAGGUUUUUCUUUUGUCUAACCUGUCAAACUUAAAUACAUAAUUUGAGUUCCAGUAUAUCGUGUACACCUACAGAAUGGAAAGAAAUAUUUUAAGGUCGAUUAUCUUACUAUCAGAAAAAGCUGCAAAUAUUGCUCGUACAAUACGAAAAGAGGAUCAUCUACUCUCACUACUCACACGUGAGAAAAAGGAUGAUGAGAAAAAUCAGCGGUUUUUUCAAGAUUUUAAAACCCUUGCCGACGUUCUUGUGCAAGAAGUGGUAAAACAUGAAUUGGGGACUGAGUUUCCUGAACUGGUGGGACAUAUCUAUGGCGAAGAAAGCAAUGAGUUUUCAUGUUUGGAUGGAGAAACUAUAGAACUAAAAGUUUGCAUCAGUGAAGAAAAAACUGCCCAACAGUUGCUAAGGAUUGUUGGAGAUGAAAAAGUAGCCAAUUUACUCGCAUGUCUAGUCCAUUCCAAACCUGAGUUCCCAGAUGACUUAGAAAUCCCAACCGAUGUCACUUGUCUUCCCUUGGAAGAAAUAGGGAUUUGGAUUGAUCCCAUUGACUCCACGGCCGAGUACAUUAAUGCGAAUGAAGAAAUCAGCUCAGUGAAUGGAAUUUGUUUGUCUGGACUACCUUGCGUCACAGUGUUAAUUGGAGCGUUCCUCCGCGGAAAAUCCUCUGGAAACCCUGUGCUAGGCGUUCUUAAUCAACCGUUCCACAAAUAUGCUGAUGGAAGAUGGAAGGGCAGGGUGAUGUGGGGUAUUGCUUAUAGAGAAACAAUUCUAUCUUCUGUUACACCUCUAUCAGGCGGAGAAAAGUUGGUGGUCCUCAGCAGAUUUGAGAAGGAAGAGGUCAAGUCUCGUCUGAAGAAGGCUGGUUACACUCUGUUGGAGGCUGCUGGAGCAGGAUACAAGUUGAUGUUAGUUGCAACAGGCGCAGUGUGUGCCUAUGUGCUCAGCAAACCCUGCACGUUCUACUGGGACACGUGUAGCGUAGACACUAUUCUGCGUGCUCACACAGGAGGUUUGGUCAACUACCAUCUGGCCGUCACGGAGAAGAAAAUCUGUCCGUUGUUGUACUGUGAAGGGGUCGGAGUGGACCAGUGUGCCAACAAAGGGGGGUUUAUUGCGUACAACAAUUCAGAUGUCUUGCACGACAUCAUCGGGGUGCUUGCAGACUAGUGCUGCUGCCGAGACAAUUUUGAACAGUUAUAGUAACUUCAGUUUGAGUUACAUCGCCCCAGGGACGUAACUAUAGCUUUUUUCCAGUAAGUAGACUGAUUUUUUAGUUUCACUCGAGUCUUUUUGUUUUAGUAUUUUGUAAAAUGUUGUGAUACGUUAUGACAAUGAAAAGUUACUGUUUUGUUACGGUUAUUCUCAGCUUAAAUACAGUAAAACCUCACAAACUCAACAAUUAGUGGACCCAGAGGUUGUCGAGUUAUUCAGAAUAUUGAAAUAUUUAAUGGGUUAAUUAGUCAAUACAUAACAGACUAAUAUCUACAUAUACAUUUAUUACUCAAGAGUAUUUUUAAAUUGAGUAAACAAUCUUUAAAGAUAUUUGUAAUAUUCAGCAAUUAGAACUAAAUGUUCUGAAAAAAUUGCUUGAAAAUCUAACACAAUAGUAAAGCAUUUAGACUUGCACUCUGUCAAAUGUUGACUUUCGAGUUAGUGAGGUUUACUGUAUAGGCUAGUUUAUCUUUUUAAAUAAUAAUACAUUAUUAAGUGGAGGAUAUAUGCUUUUCAGUACUAUACGUUUAGUGUUUUAGUACAUUAUCCCACCGUGAUUCUUUAUUUGUUGAACUAUUUAUUGGGGUAUAAAUAUAUCAGGAUGGCAUUUAAACAUGUUUUCAAACUAAGGAACACUUUGUCCCUUGAACAAUGGUUUUAAGACAUGUCGAAUGAUAAGUAUUAAAUUAAGUUGACUUAGGUUUAUGUAGAUUUUAAGACCUGAAACGCAAGAACGUAAUUUCAUCUUUGAACAAAUUGUUAAAUUGUUUCUCGAGGUCUGCAAGACUGUGUGGUUUCGGUUAUCAUGGUUGAGGUGAUUCCUACAAUAGACUGGUGUAUUGGGCUUCGGUACAGCUUCUUUGGCAUGCUUGAGUAUUUCAAAGGACACAACCUCUGGUUAGCGCAUGUACUGGUGAUUCAUUGGUACCUGGUCUGUGACUAUAUAUCCACCAACAUACAAGACAUGUUAGCCAUCACCAGCACCUCCGUGGAGCCAUCAUUUGGCCUUCGCAAAGUGCUCCAAGAUUGUGAACGAGCUGUACACAAUCUUGGAGCACUUUUCGGUGGCCAACUGUUGGCUCCACGGAGGUGCUGGUGAUGGCUAACAUGUCUUGUAUGUUGGUGGAUAUAUAGUCACAGGCCAGGUACCAAUGAAUCACCAGUACAUGCGCUAACCAGAAGUUGUGUCCUUUGAAUUACUCAAGCAUGCCAAGGAAGCUGUGCCGAAGCCUGAUACACCAGUCAAUCAGUUGGCCAUCACAAAGUGUCACCUUGUGAUGGCCAACUGUUGGCUCCACGGAGGUGCUGGUGAUGGCUAACAUGUCUUUUAUGUUGGUGGAGAUGUAAUCACAGGCCAGAUCACUUGCACCCUCAGCAGGUAUGGUGGUCUAUCCAUCGCAGGAAGGGCAGACGAUCGUACAAUCUCAAAAUUUCUCCUCACUCCUCUUCUCUAUGUAUCCUUGACAGAACCCGUGGAGCCACCAAAGUAGAUGUGGGUUCUCCCAAAAAAUCCAUAAAAAAUAAUAAUUAAUUUAACUUUUACAACCAUGGUUAGGAGAAACUGUUUCUUGUAUUUUAACCAUUACCAUGCAUUCCACUACUAAGGGACUUUGAUUGUAUUUAUUUUGGUACCAGUUUUAGGCUUAGUUUUGUGAUAUGUGUAUAGUAUUACCAUUCAAAGAGUACAGUUAAUUUGAUGUCACUUUAUUAGUUGAAUGCCUCCACAUCUGCAAUAUAUCCUUGAAUAUUGUUUGUUACCAGGGAUUUUAUGUUUUAGCUUUAAUAGUUUUACUAAUUUGAUACUUUUAUUUAUAUUUCUAGCGAAAUUGUAACUUCAAUUGAGUGUUUGUUUUGGUAUGAAAUGUAUGAAUAUAUGAUUUGGUACUAAAACUAAGCGAACUUGUAAAUCUUGGAAAGUAAGAUCUGUCUAAAUUAAAAUUUAGUGACUAGGUUAGCUUUGAAAUUGUAUUUCAUGUUUAUUUCUUCAAUCUCAUUGGUUCUAGUCUGUGAAAGUUAUAUUCCUAGAUUCUUAUUAUCUUUAAACUUAAUGAAACCACAGAACAACUUUUUAAAAUGUGAUUUGUAUCUUAAAAUGUAAAAUUUUGAGUGAUUUUAAGAGGACCAACAAAAUGUAAGACAAAGUAUUGGAGUAGGACAUCAAGAAUACUACUUUUGAAACUAAUGUUGAUGUAUUUGUAAAUGCAUAGUAGAAUAUUAUAUCCUUAAAAUAAGUUAAUUGAAUUGUAUGUAUACUGAUGUUUACUAGUGUUACCACAGUAAAGUUUAAGCUAUGUUGGUACUGCAGGUAUUAAAAGUUUAAUUUAAUCGUU
This is a messenger RNA of Macrosteles quadrilineatus (aster leafhopper), 3629 nucleotides long. Its product is annotated as inositol polyphosphate 1-phosphatase-like. The transcript has 6 exons. Bases 166 to 1254 code for a protein of 362 amino acids. NCBI's taxonomy places the organism in Eukaryota, Metazoa, Arthropoda, Insecta, Hemiptera, Cicadellidae. The record is from RefSeq and is a predicted model, not a curated record. Gene Ontology annotation, molecular function: inositol-1,4-bisphosphate 1-phosphatase activity.